This is a messenger RNA of Suillus discolor, 327 nucleotides long. RefSeq lists its product as uncharacterized. The coding region runs from base 1 to 327 and encodes 108 amino acids. Lineage: Eukaryota; Fungi; Basidiomycota; Agaricomycetes; Boletales; Suillaceae. The transcript has a single exon. The record is from RefSeq and is a predicted model, not a curated record.
AUGCGGGGGGGCAACGUUAACGACCGUCGAGAUUUGGACCGUGGUGUUGUACCUGUUCUGCCUGUGACAAAUAGUUUUAGAUAUCCUACAGGUGAAAAAAUAAUCAAUAUUCGAUGUACGCAACUUCCAAUUGUGCCAGGAUGGGCAUUCACAGAUUUCAAGGUGCAAGGAAGCUUUUUAGACCGAGUCAUUGUGGAUUUGACAUGGGCGCGUUCCCUUCAGAGUAUCUAUGUAAUGUUAUCGCGCACACCUAAAUUGAGCCACGUAGCAAUUCUGAGAUGGUUUUCAUCUAGGACACUGAAUUCUGACUUACAAGGUGACGCAUGA